AUUAUUAUCAUAAGAAGUACUUGAGUUCAAUCUUUCAUUGGUUUAUCUGUUUUAUUCAUAUACAGAAUCGAACUCGGAACUGCGUUGUAAUGGGAAACAAAACAAGCAGAAAGUCAAAGGAGAAAUCGGGUAGGAACUACACAACGGAACUGAGAUCGUACGAGGCUGCAUGUAAAGAAGACAUGGAGAUUCAGUCUUUCGACACACGUAUGCAGGCACGGACGAGUCACGUGAUAAGCACGCUAGCUACAGGCGUCGAGGUUCGAUCGCUCUCGUUUGAUUCCCUGAAAGCAGUGAUUGGGAGUUUACUGGACAUGAACCAAGAAGUGGCCAAAGUGAUCUUGGAUUGCAAGAAAGACAUUUGGAAGAAUCAAGAAAUGUUUGAGUUCGUCGAAGCUUACUUUGAGACUAGCUUGAAGACGCUCGACUUCUUUAAUGCUUUGAAGAGAGGCCUGCAAGGAGUACAAAUUAAUCACCUUUUCAUUCUUGAUGGGAACGGAUACAAGAAGACACUUCAAGAGCUGAAGAGGUUCAAAGACGCAGACAGACCUUUCGACCAAGACUUCUUCAAGAUGUUCCAAUCUGUUUACAACCAGCAGAAGUGGAUGCUCGAUAAGCUUCAGCGUCGUCAAAACAAGCUCGACAAGAAGCUCAAGCGCAUUCGCACAUGGCGAAAACUCUCCAGCAUCAUCUUCAUGGCUACCUUUGCCACUCUGGUCAUCUGCUCUGUUCUCGCUGCAACUAUGGCGGCUCCUCAUGUGGCUGCGGCUCUCGCUGCAGCUACACCCCCAGUGGGAUCUAUGGGGAAAUGGAUCGACUCGCUGUGGAAGAACUAUGAGAAUGAAAUCAAAGGGCAGACAGAGGUGUUCAGUUCGAUGUAUGUAGGGACAUAUGUGGCGGUUCAGGAUUUAAAUAAUAUCAAGGAUUUGAUUAAACGGUUGGAUACUGAGAUCAGGGGGAUGGUGAAGAAUGCGGAAUAUGCGGGGGAGCUUGGUCCAGUCAAGAUUGGGAUCAAUGCGAUUAAGACGCAGCUUGAGGUGUUUAAGAAGAACGUAGAGGAAUUGGAGAUCCAGGCUGAUAUGUGUAGCACCGAUAUUAGAAGGGCAAGGACUGUGAUUCUCCAGAGGAUUAUUAAUGCUACUUGCAGCACCUGAAGAAAGCACAAAAGGAACU
Arabidopsis thaliana (thale cress) is the source of this 1173-nucleotide messenger RNA. Its product is annotated as transmembrane protein, putative (DUF677). The transcript is spliced from 2 exons. The record is from RefSeq and is marked reviewed. Gene Ontology annotation, cellular component: membrane. Lineage: Eukaryota; Viridiplantae; Streptophyta; Magnoliopsida; Brassicales; Brassicaceae. Bases 90 to 1154 code for a protein of 354 amino acids.